Molecule: messenger RNA, 408 nt
Organism: Ophidiomyces ophidiicola
Lineage: Eukaryota; Fungi; Ascomycota; Eurotiomycetes; Onygenales; Onygenaceae
Exons: 3
Coding region: 1-408 (135 amino acids)
Biological process (GO): translation
Cellular component (GO): ribosome
Molecular function (GO): structural constituent of ribosome
Source: RefSeq, a predicted model, not a curated record
AUGGCUGACGCUCCUAUUACCCUGCGUACGCGCAAGUUCCUCCGCAACGCUCUCUUGGGCCGUAAGCAGAUGGUGGUUGAUAUCCUCCAUCCCAACCGCCCCAACAUCUCCAAAGACGACCUCCGUGGUAAACUCGCCGAGUUAUACAAAUCAAACAAGGACCAAGUGUCUGUUUUCGGCCUCCGCACACAGUAUGGUGGUGGAAAAACUACCGGCUUCGCCCUCAUUUACGACUCAAGCGAAGCCUUGAAGAAAUUCGAGCCCCGCUAUCGCCUCGUCCGGAUCGGUGCUGCUGAGAAGAUUGAGAAGGCUUCUAGACAACAGCGUAAACAACGAAAGAACAGAUCAAAGAAAUUCCGGGGAACGGCUAAGACCAAGGGCCCCAAGAAGGACAAGAAGGGCAAAUAG